Molecule: messenger RNA, 5487 nt
Organism: Spirometra erinaceieuropaei
Lineage: Eukaryota; Metazoa; Platyhelminthes; Cestoda; Diphyllobothriidea; Diphyllobothriidae
Source: the annotation of a GenBank genome assembly
AUGUGUGAAAUCCUGGUCCUUUAUGCGCAGACCGUGGAUGUCGUGGCACGCCUAGGUGCGGGUUCACGCCGCGCCAGUCACCUGCGCGUGAUCUCGACUCCGGACUUCUUGACUCUUGUCUUGGCACCGGGUCUAAGUGAGUAAGGGGGAGACAGUGGGGUACAUGCAGCGCAGGUCUACUAUCAAUAUAGAGAAAUUGAACUUCUAAUUUACAGGUAGUGAGUUCGAUCCCCAGGUGUUUCACACUUCGGGGUUGGGUAUGGCUGGCUGACGACGGCUAAUAAGCCAGAAAUGGCCAAUCCUGUCUCCCCUGUCUUUGUCGAUAAUAACGUUCUACUUAUAUCAUGCACCGCUGCGCGGCUGCUGGUUGGGCUCGAGAGAGAGCUCGUAAGGCAUAACGGAACGGGUGAGUUCCGUAAGAACGAUCGGCGAGAGCCCCUCUACCAUCGUAUAGACUAACCCACGCACAAGUCGCCCUCUUUACGCCCACCGUGUUGUGGGACAUACGGUAGAAAUCGUCGAAAUCGACACUCGAACUGUCAGGCAUCUAGUUGUGCGUCUGACCAAGGUUUUCAGACUGAACCUUCGCCACCAAUUUGUUUUAUUUCUAAUUAGAAAAAGAUGGUUGUGAUCUAGGAAUCAAUUGUUAGUCGCAAUUAAAAUUUGUAAGAUUAUGUGCAUAAAUUUACGGGGUAUUUGAAAAAGUAGCCUGGGUGUACACCGGAUUGACACUGCGUAAUACCUUCAUUCGUAUUGUUUCGGGUAAUCUCAUGGUCUCGGUCUCAACGUGGCUGCUAAAUUGUCCUCCCUUUUCACCAGUUAAUUCAUCUUAUAACGGCAAGCAUUGACGGAGAUUAUGAUCUUCGUCAUGAUACUUCCUAAUCGGUACUCAGUACGUCCGUUUAGGGGACUUGAUCCCAAUAUGUCCCCAGUGCAAUCACCUCCUCACAUUACACAUCGGUCUGGUCAGUCACUUUCGAAUCCGUCGUACUGAAACUGGGCAACCAGUGUAAGGAGCACAAACAUGCACCCCUCACAACCGACACAACUGGUUACAACUGCUUACAGACAGUCAUUUACGGCAUGAGGCUAAUCACCCAUAUACGUCCUCAUGAAAAUCUGCGAUAAAACACUGCAGACCUAACUCCAUCACAUACAUCUCCUAACUAGCCAAUAACAGUUCGACCGUCUCAUCCGACGAUGGCCACCGUCUGCUCCACAGUAGGGUGAGGCAGGCAUGGCGAGAGCAGUGAGAGUAGACUUGCGCAACAUCCACGACACUCCCUCCUCCCCCCGUCUGGACCCGAUUUCAAGGCAAAUUCAAAACGACCGGGGGCGGGAGGAGGCGCUGUUGGCUGGCACGACCGGACCCGCACCUAGGCGCGCCAUCACACGUCCCGGUCCACAACAAAUACUUAACCAGGAUUUUGACAAACAACAACGACAGAAAAGAUGUGGAUGGCUGGACGGUCAUGCACACGACCUGUAUACCCAGCGGGAGCGCGAGCGCAUCUACCGUCAGAGAACUGCCAGCGCACACCAGGCUGGGAAGGCUACGGUUUGCUGACCAUGCCGUAGCAGACGCGUGCAAUCCCUAAGACGCAUAAGCCAAGACACAACACAAAAAUCCAUAUCACCCACCACAGACACAGAAUAGGCACGUAAGUGGGAAGCACACAAUAUGGCACAACCUGGUGCCUAACCAGGUCAGCGCAAUAAGUGUUUUAUAUCAACUUCUGUGGACAUGAAUUUGCGUUUGCAGUGUUAAUUUUUAUGAUCAUUUGUUUUUGCCCAUCUUCGCAGUCCAAACCACGCACGAUACGGGGAGUCUAUACCAAACCCCCCACGCGAUUGCUUAUAACUCAGGGAAAGAGAUUUAAGAUAAUGAGGCGGGUCUCGUAUGACGGUGGCCCCUGAACCCUUAUUAAUUUUGUGACUUGUCUCUACAUCCCUCCGAGCAGACCGUGAUCCCUCUGCGUUCAGGGUCUCCACGCCGGGAUCUCAAAUUCAAGAUGUGGCUUUACAAACUUUCCAGCAACUUUGUCGAAGCAGUCUUCAUCGAAGACUGUAAAUGCCCGCUUGAAGUUACGACUUUGCCCGCCCUAUAACAGUGAAAGACUUUACAGUGCUCGUCAUUCAAACCCCCAGAUCGCCCCAUGUUUCUGCAUGUCAGAGUGACAUAACGUUUAGGUAGUAGGUGCGUUUUUCAGACACGUUCUUCCGAUUUCCGAAAUGCAGCAUUGUGAAGUUGUUCCAGUUAGACGAUAGGAGCCAACUGGAGGGCCACUCGGCCAGUCGACUAAGAUUUCAUUGAAGUUCGUCUGGUCGACAGCUCUGUGGCUGGCUUUCCAGAUUUCGAUAUCAGCCGUAAUCAUGACACACCCAGAGUCCAAUUUUUGAAGAAGAGGGUCAGUUUCAUCACCGAAGUUCUAGGACUCCGCUCUUUAUGACUGGGAGCCUUCACUGGUGUUGCUCUACACAAGCAACCUGGGGACGGCCGACGGAAAGUUUUUGGCCCAUUUGUGCCGAAACUCACAAAACGCCUAUUGAAACCAUAGAGUUUAUUGACGAGGAUAGAAAGCUAGCGAAGGUUGUGGCACUUCUCGGCAUCAUUAGACAGUUCGACGGCCAAUUCCGACGAUAUCCACAGUGUGCUACAUAGGAAGGUGCAGCUGGCACGGUGACUUGCGCGUGAAUUAGUUUACAGCGAGAGUAGACAAGCGCAGCAUUUGCCGCGCUCCCCCUCCCUGAUACCCAUCACCUUCAAAGUGUACAGGAGACGCUGAUGCAUAAAACUAUCAAAGGCCUUCCAAAACUCAAUGUAGACGCCAUGUACAACGUGUUCUGCAUCGAGCACCCUUGUCCAGCUUUGCAUUAUGCAAAGCAAGUUCGUUGCACACGAUUUUCUCUUAUAAAAGCCGUAUGGUGCAUUGGACAAGAGGUUGUGGUUUCCCAAACAAGUCAUCAAUUCCUUCCUGACUGUCCUCUCUACGACUUUGCAGCAGAUUGAUGUCAGGCUGUCGAGUCUGUGGUCGGUCGCAAAUGCACGGCUUCCACCUUUGUGAAUCCGAGUAAUGUGGGCUGUUUCCCAAACCAUGGAAAGAAUCCUAGUAUCGAACGAUUUCUGGAACAAGACAAAUAGUGGCUUAGCCAGUCCUCUGGCAGGUCGAAGAGCAGUUUUGCUGGGAUCUCAUCCGUACCUGAAGACUUGUAUUAUUUCAAGUUUUGUACUUCUUGCAAAAUCGCUUCUUCUAGAAAAAGAGGAUCUUCAGCAGUUGACGCUCUCAUGUCCUUGUAACUUGGUGGAAUGGAGCCUGUUUCUCCCGUGAAAAUAAAAGACUGAAAGAACUGUAAAAAGCGCUCAGCUUUGUUUCUACUGUCAGAUAUCUCGAGGCCCUGAUAAUUCCUCAUAACAGGGGGACCUUGUUUCUGUUACGUGCUCUUUCGUAAGCAGCUGUAAACCGAUUUAGGAUGUUCAACGGCUCGGUGGAGCAAAUUACUGUUGAAGCCCCGUCCUUCUUUGGGAAUUAAGCCGUUAACUUUGCUUCUCUGGACUUCGUGCUCUUCAAUAGCUGUAUUUUCGUUGUUACCGCAAAACUCCUUCCAUAGUCCUCCUUUUCUUGCCGACCUGCCUCACUGAACCCGAGGGGAUAGCAGACAACCCGCGACUGUUGGCGCGUCGUGAUAAAUCUAGGCGUAUAUGAUUUACCAUAGUGAGGAGUACCCUGACGUGCCAUGAGGAGGGAUUCCCCAGUGUCGGCUUCAUCCUCUCUUCCCUCUUCUAAGCACCAGUGGACUCUCCGAGGCAAUCAACCAAAAGGUGCUGGAAUUAGGCGUGGCGGCUGACACAGCGUAAAGCGUGUCACACGCAUGUAUGCUCGCCCACCACCACCACCGCCACCACCGUGGCUGAUACUGACACCGCCGACUUCUCAUGGCCACACUGCCUCCCGCACAUUCACUUCACUCAUCGGCCUGGUCGUUGACUUGCGAAUCCAUCGCCAGGAGACUGGCGAACCAGCGCCGGGAGCACCAACCUACACUUGCCGCAUCCGCCUCUAUUUUCCACAUUGCACUCGCACAGUUAUUCACCGCAUGGGUCUAUUAGGCCACAUGCGCGUCCACGAAAACCUGCGGUAGACCACCGCCGGCUGCAUCACACCCUCCCCCACCAGCAUCUCAUCGCACAUAAAUCUCAUCCACCUCAAACUCAUAACCGUCAUCUCCCACGCAAGUGGGAAGCAUGUGUCUCGGCUCCUUCUCUAUGCGACCCCCCAGCUGCAUGUGUGGUCGGAGUCUGAGACUCCUGCGGUGCGUCGAGCGUCGUGGCCCGGAAGGGAGUGGAAUGACGCCCCCAACUCAGUCCACGCAGCCCAUCCAGUUGUGUGUGUGUGUCGACCAACUGGGAAGACCUCGCCCGCGAUCAACCGACCUGGAGGAGGACAGUGAAGACAGGCGCCUCGAUGUCAACAGACAUUCCGGACACGGAUUGGACUUGUUGGGCACCUUCGGAUAAACUGCACCACUCGAACCGCGCCAACCGUCCUCCCUCCGUCCGCCUCUUCCUCGUCCUCUCCGCCACAAACUAACUCUAACCGCUCUUCUGAACCAUCACUCGCAUCCUCCUCCUCUUCUUUAUCCUUCCCUUCCGCUACUCCAACGCCUGCCGUUGUAGCGCCUGCCACGCUCAUUAACACUGCACACAGUCCUGAUACAUCCUCAAACAUCAAUACCACUGCCAUCACAUCAGAGGUGAGGACCAGGAUUGCACCUGCCCUCACUGCGACCGCACCUUCACCUCACACAUCGGGCUGGUCAGUCACUUGCGAAUCCAUCGCACAACGACUGACGAACCAGUGCCUGGAGCACCCACCCACACCCCCGCACCUGCCUCCACUGUCCACACUGCCCUCGCACUUUCAUGCAUCACAUGACCCUAUUCGGCCACAUAAUAGCCGCGAGAGCGGAAUUGACCGCAGCCCCGACACACCCACCACGCCCAGCCUCACCCUCACUUCGUCGCCCUGUGCGUCCACCACCAACACCCCCGUAACCAACACCGACACCACUGACUUCUCAUGUCAUCACUGUCCACGCACAUUCACCUCACGCAUUGGCCUGGUCGGUCACUUGCGAGUCCAUCGCACAGAGACUGGCGAACCAGUGCCUGAAGCACCCACCGCAACCGCCUUCACUGUCCAAGCACAUUCAUGCACCGCACGGGUCGAUUCGGCCACAUGUGCAUCCAAGAAAACCUGCGGUAGACAACCGCCGGCUACACCACACCAUCAAACCCUGCCUCACUCCCUCAGCACCAUCUCAUCACACAUUAAAAUCACCCAUCACAAGCACUCAACUGUCACCUCCCAGGCAAGUGGGAAGUGUGCGUCUCCACUCGGUAUCCGUGCGGCUCCUGUUGCAUGGGUGACUCGAGCCUGGGACCCUCCCGACGCGUCAAGCGUCAUAGAUAGAAAGAUUGCUGAUUGA